Hemicordylus capensis (graceful crag lizard) is the source of this 2467-nucleotide messenger RNA. RefSeq names its product 5-methyltetrahydrofolate-homocysteine methyltransferase reductase (gene MTRR). The transcript is spliced from 15 exons. The record is from RefSeq and is a predicted model, not a curated record. Gene Ontology annotation, cellular component: cytosol. Lineage: Eukaryota; Metazoa; Chordata; Lepidosauria; Squamata; Cordylidae. Gene Ontology annotation, biological process: homocysteine metabolic process. The coding region runs from base 250 to 2304 and encodes 684 amino acids. Gene Ontology annotation, molecular function: FMN binding; flavin adenine dinucleotide binding; [methionine synthase] reductase (NADPH) activity.
AAACGCAGGGAGUGCCGAAAGGAACAAGGCCGUCUCCUCCACCACUCAUGGAAUAAGCAGCCCAAUCGUGUGUCCACCCUUCUUUUAUGAUUGACACCUUUGCAACCAAUCAAUGAGUCAAGUAGGCAUGCCUCGUGGUAUGGAUUAAGCAUGCUGCUCCCGGUUUUAAGUUGCUCGGCGGCCGCCGCCUGGCCUCGUCUUUAAAGGUCCUGCGGAGCUUCCUGUAGCCAUUUCGUUGAUUCUUGAAAGAUGUGCUGUGAAACAAAUAGGAGGUUUUUGCUGCUGUAUGCAAGCCAGAAGGGCCAGGCAAAAGCCAUAACUGAGGAAAUAUGCCAGCAGGCAAAGGAGCGUGGAUUUAAAGUUGAUUUUCACUGCAUCAGUGAGUCAGACAAGUAUAACUUGGACAGUGAAAAGGACCCUGUAGUUAUUGUUGUUUCCACUACGGGUACAGGAGAACCACCAGAUACUGCCGUCAAAUUUGUUAAGAAAAUUCAGAACAAAGCCCUGCCAUCAAACUACUUUUCCCAUUUGCGAUAUGGAUUGUUAGGUCUGGGUGACUCUGAAUACACGUUCUUCUGCAAUGGUGGGAAGAUAAUAGACAAACGAUUUCAGGAACUUGGAGCGCAGCGCUUUUAUGAGAUGGGACUAGCUGAUGAUUCUGUUGGUUUGGAACUGGUGGUUGAUCCAUGGAUUGCUGGACUUUGGGUUGCCCUGAACCAAGAAUUUGUAUCAAGAAAAAAAGAUACAAACCACAAUGGCAAUUGUGCAUCUUUUUGUGCCAGCACAGUUUCUAACUCAAGCAUAGACUCCAGAAUAGAGUAUUUGAAGCUAGAAGAUCCAGAACUGAAAAAUGGUGUAAUAUCAACAAAUGAAGCAUGUGUUAACUCAGUACCUCACUUUCAAGAUUCUCAGCCUUCACUUUCUCAAUCAGUACCUCCCCUUUCACAGUCUACUCUCAAUGUUCCUUCUUUGCCACCUGAAUAUCUAAAUGUUCAUUUUGAAGAAUGUUCUGACCAGGAGGCCAGUCUGCCUUUGAUUUCAGAGAACUCCAGUUUCCAGGUUCCUGUCACCAAGGCUGUUCAACUUACUAAAGAUGAUGCAGUAAAAACAACUUUGCUUCUAGAGCUUGAUAUAUCAAAAAUAUUAUUUAACUACCAGCCUGGAGAUGCCUUUAAUGUAAUUUGCCCCAAUUAUGCCAGUGAGGUGGAAGAACUUCUUCAUGUCUUGGGACUGUCAGAGAUGAAAGAUUACUUGGUUCGCUUGACAGUUAAGACAGGCACUAAAAAGAGAGGAGCAGCAGUGCCACUGUAUAUACCUGAAAAAAGUCCUGUGAGGUUCGUUUUGACAUGGUGUCUGGAAAUAAGAGCAAUUCCCAAAAAGGCAUUUUUGCGUUCUCUGGUCGAAUAUACCACUGAUGUUGGAGAGAAAAGGAGGCUUCAGGAGCUGUGCAGCAAACAAGGAUCCUCCGAUUAUAAUACUUUCCUAAGGGAUGCUAAUGUCUGCUUGUUGGAUUUACUUCAUACUUUCCCAACCUGCAAGCCUCCACUUAGCCUUCUGAUUGAACAUCUUCCUAAAUUGCAAGCCAGACCCUACUCAGCUGCCAGCUCCAGUUUAUUUCAGCCUGGAAAGAUGAGUUUCAUCUUUAAUAUUCUGGAGUUUCCAUCCCAUCUAGGUCAACUACGAAGAGGAGUCUGUACUGGCUGGCUGGCUAAGCUGGUUGCUCCAAUCCUUAACUUGAAGGGUGAUGGAUCUUUCAUUCCAAAGAUCUCCAUAUCUUCUCGUCUGGUCAACAGUUUUCACUUACCAGACAAUCCAUCUGUUCCUUUCAUGAUGGUGGGUCCAGGAACUGGAGUUGCGCCAUUUAUUGGCUUCCUGCAACAAAGACAGAAGCUCAGAGAAGAUCACAAGGACUGGACAUUUGGAGAGACGUGGUUAUUUUUUGGCUGCCGUCAUAAGGCCAAAGAUUACUUGUUUCAAGAUGAGCUCAGAUGUUUUGUUGAAAAUGGCACAUUAACUCAUCUGAAGGUUUGUUUCUCAAGAGAUUCUACAGCUAUAGAAGAAACUGCCACUCCUAAAUAUGUUCAAGAUGACCUUCGGCUUUGUUCUAAAGAGAUUACCAGGAUUCUGCUGCAGGAAAAAGGAUUUUUUUACGUCUGUGGAGAUGCAAAGAAUAUGGCUAAAAAUGUGAAUGAUACUUUAGUGGAUAUCUUUGUUGCUGAGAGAGGAGCUGAUAAAUUGGAAGCACUGAAAAUACUGGCUACAUUAAGAGAUGAAAAGAGGUAUCUGCAGGACAUUUGGACCUAAGAACUGGCCAUUCUCAGUUACACAGUGGUUUGGCAUUGUUGUUCUGUGGGAGGAGCUGCCUUCUCUUCAUCAGUUAAGAGGAGCCUCUUAAUUUACACUCUGGUAAUUGAGUUCUUCUCCUGUUUCUCUUAUUUGCACAAUAAACAAUCACUGAUUUCAGAGA